AUGCCUAAUUUUCUUAGUAAAUUAACAAGUUGUAUUUAUCGACAACAUUCUACAAGGAAUGUAAAACGAAUAAUUCCAUUACCAACAAAAUACUUUUUUAAAUUAAGUCGAUUUGAAUUAAUGCCUGAUGAAUUAAUUAUUGAAAUCUUUCAAUAUAUUUCCUUAAUGGAUUUAUUUAAUGGUUUUGUUAAUCUUAAUUUUCGAUUAAAUUUUAUUUUACGUUAUGUUCGUCUAGGUGUUUUUCUUCAUCAAAAUGAAGAUACAAAUAAAUGUUUACUAAAUGCUUUGUAUUAUUUUUCUAAGCAAAUAAUAUAUAUUCAUGUUGAUUAUUAUCCAUUAUUGAAUUUAAAAUAUUUUCUAAACCUUCGUUCAUUAACAAUUUAUCUUCCAACCAGAAAUCAAUUAUUAUCAAUAAAUUCUCCUAUUAUGCCUAAUCUUUCUCGUUUAUGGCUUGGAAUAAUUAAUCGAAAAGAUCAAAAAAUUAUUUUUAAUAUUCUUUUUGGAAAUGAACAAUUUUUUAAACUUAAUUUUUGUAAUUUAUUUGAAAUUAAUUUAUAUGAUAACAUUUAUCCACUUAAAUCCUGUAUAAAUAUUCGAACAUUAUUAAUAACAAAUUGUACAACAAAAGAUUUUGUUCUACUUCUUUCAUUAUUACCUAAUCUUUAUCAAUUAGAAAUUUGUAUUUCAGAUGUUUUAUCACCAACAUCUCAUAAUUUAACAAAUUAUUAUCAUGAAAAAUUACGAAUAUUAAAAGUUGAGUUUUCACAAAAAGUUUCUCAAUUAAAUAUUCUUAAUUGUCUUGUAUCAUUUGUACCUUAUGUUCAACGAUGUACUUUACUUCUUGAUAAUUUAUUUAAAAUUCGAGAUUAUGCUCAUCUACAAAAUAUUCUUAUUGAGAAAUUCGUAGAAUUAAGAGAAUUUAUUUGUUCAAUUGAUUAUUAUUGUCAAUUAUCAAGUAAUGAAAUGAUUCCAAAAUUUGAUCGAUUAAGAAUAAAACUUCCAUUUUUUCAAACAAUGAGAGUUAUACCUUGUGUAAAACAUCAUGAGAAAUGUGCUAGAAGAACAUGGAUGAACAAAACACUUAUUCCGAUUUUUUAA
Messenger RNA from Rotaria sp. Silwood2, 1098 nucleotides. Lineage: Eukaryota; Metazoa; Rotifera; Eurotatoria; Philodinida; Philodinidae. The record is from the annotation of a GenBank genome assembly.